Laccaria bicolor S238N-H82 is the source of this 1233-nucleotide messenger RNA. RefSeq lists its product as uncharacterized. Bases 1 to 1233 code for a protein of 410 amino acids. The record is from RefSeq and is a predicted model, not a curated record. Lineage: Eukaryota; Fungi; Basidiomycota; Agaricomycetes; Agaricales; Hydnangiaceae. The transcript is spliced from 7 exons.
AUGUUAUCGCAACUCGAAGACGCCCGUGCCUUUCGAGUUUAUGAUGAAGGCAGUUCUACCGUCCUAACUGAUGAUGGGUUUAUUGCCAAUGCUUUCGCAGGCUCUGCAAAUGUCAGCGAAAUUCUUGAGAGGUAUCCCACAGACGAUGAUUACAGAGAGCUACUGCGACAUGUUCGAAACAGGCACCGCGGUGCUAACAGUCCCUGGAUAUCAAUUACCCCGCUGUGGCUGUGGGCCAUCGUUGAAUGUGUUAAACGGUGUAGGGCGGGUGAAAAGGGAGUUGGAUUGGCGCUCAUCGAUAACGCACAGCUGGCUCUCAGCAGAGAUGUUCAACAGGUUUUCUAUGCGAUGGAACGUAAUGAAAUCCGUGAUGACCAUUUAGCCAGCCAAUGGUCCAAUGAUCCACAAGAAAUUUUGAUCUUCGCUGCUCUUCCACGGAAGGCCAUAAUAUCACAAGUCCUGUUUGCAGACAUUAUCCCCCAUCUACCACCCUUCUUCUUUAAAUCUCAUCACUGCCGUGCAAUCGAAAACAUAUGCUGGAGAAACCAACAUCGCGACGCAACAUCCCCGCAUAGUCACGGAAAGAGGGCCUACGACCUUGCACGCUCUUUGAUUGAACCCAAGUGGCAAGAAGUCACAAAUGAUAUCUUAGAAGAAGGACAGGAGGCUGGGGAAGAGAUUAUUAGGAGUCGGGACAAGGAGGCCCUUUCUCAUAAGAUGUUUAUGAUGCGUUUUGAUACCACUGCUCUCACUGCCGAGGAUUUUGAUGUGGAGGCCCAAGCUUCCAUGAAGCUAAAUGAGCUGACCACUAUAAUCAGGACGUUGGCCGGGAAGAUUGCAUCCUGGGGCAUAGAUUGGAACAAGGAUGUCGAUGGUAGUGCAUGGAAAGAAGUGCAACAUGCAAUUAUUCAGUGCACAAAGGAGGCUCAAUCUGAAGUAAUCGAUCAAGUGGGGGAACUUCUGGGGUCCUCCUUCAUAUUGCUCGAAGUAUCUCAGUUCCUGUGUAUCUUUGUUCGUGUUAGAAAAUACGCGCCUCUGCAGUGGAACCAAAGACCUCUGAACUUUAGAUUAGUCAAUAAUAAGACCCCUAAGCAUGAUGGACUUAUGCUGGACAAGUCAGAGUUCGUUCCCGGAGUUUCGGAGAGGGCGGGCAAGGUGCAUGCGACGCUCUAUGGAAAAGGAUUGACAUUUGAGGCAAAAUGGUGGGAGAUAGGAUUUAGGCCAAGACGAUAA